CCGCGCCGCCAGUCUUGCGUGUGGCGGUGGUCGCGGCGGCUGUGGCGGCGAGCGACGCGCGGCCAGUGAUGGUGAGCCCCGCGGCGCUUAGUGAGUGAGUGAGUGAGUGAGCGUCAUGUUGACCGCCCUGCAGGGGGGGCUGUACACCGCCCCCUCACGCCCCUUGCCGCCCAUGGUGGCCCCGGCUGGGGCGGCAGCGCCCGCCCCACGCCCACGCCCGCACCAGCGGCAGUUCUGCGACGCGUGCAACACGGCCUGCGUCUUCAUGAACAGUCGGCGCCGCAAGUUCCAGGCGCGCUACGAGGGCUAUGUGCUGCUCAAGCGGGUCACGGCAGCGGCCUGGCGCCCCAGCCUGCCAUACGUCAUGAUGGGCGCGCCCGCGCCCGCCCACGCUCGCCGCCACUCCUCAGGCGGCGUGCUGGACGAGGAGUCUGAUCCCUGCCCUGCCCCACCCCUUCCUCAGCUGCCCCAGGGGCGCGCCUCUCCCCCCACUGCUUAUGGCAGGUCCUUGUCCCAGGGGGACUGGCGCCCCCCAACGGAGGGAGAGGCCUCGCCCCCUUGGGACAAAGUGGUUAAUUUGGAGGAGGCCGGACCCCUCACGCCCCCUACACCCCCAACACCGCCCACGCCGCCCGCCCAGUCCCCUGCGGAGCCCGCGGGGCGCAAGUCGCGGCGGCACUCCGCCAUGAUGGAGCGGCUGGCGGGCGGCCAUCAGCGGUUGUGCCGGAAGAAGUCCCGUUCGCAGGACAACCUGGGCUCUGCGGGCGGCGGCCACGCGCGCCUCAACAACACUGUCAUCCCGCCGCCCGCUGCCCUCACCUCCGCCCUCUCGCGCUCCGAGGGCAGCAUCCACAACGUGCAUGGUGUUCUGAGCGCCGUGCCCGUGUGCCUGGAUGACGCGGGCGUGGGCGCGGGCGGACUGCGGGCGGAAGUGGGCGAGCUGGCCCGGCUGCCCAAGCGGCUGCUGCACCGCGUGACGGGCGAGGUGGGCCAGCUGGUGUUCGACCUGGAGGGCUGGCGCGAGGAGUACCUGGUGCUCACCCACACCGGCAUCGCCGCCAGAUCGGUUAGUAUUCAGUUUGACGAGGCCGGCAAGAGCGUACUAGCUACUGGCGCCCUUGAGUCACUGGUGCCCUACUCACAAAUCGAGGACGUGCACGUGGUGGUUCCCUGCGGCGCCUCGGGACACAAGUUCUGCGUCAGGGUGGUGGUCAGGGACGGUUCCUUACUUCUGCAGGCAAACAACUCAUACACCAGGGACCAGUGGGUGCAUUCUAUCAUAUGGAAGAAAAACGUUUAUAAAUAUAGGAACGUUCUGAGGACAGCACAGCGACCUGAAGUGUUGCUGAAGGAACUGAAGAACCUGGUGGAGCUUUCCCUGUCCACGCCUCUUCAUGACCCGUCUGUUUGCCGCGUGCCCCUAGAGCUGGCCUCCAACAUUCUGACCACGGGUGAAAAAUGGCUGAGUCGUCAGAUCACCGAGGAAAUCAUUGUGACCCUCGCUCCGUUGCUGGAAAACAACCAACCCUCGCCGGAGAUCUGCCAGUUUUUCAGCCAGCACUGCACCGACAACCCCCGUUCCUGCCUCGUCAUUGACAUGUUUACGCCCAUCGUGAAGCGCAUUCUCAAGCACAAUGUGGUGAGGGGGGUGGGAGUGAUGGGGUCGAUGGGAGCGAUGGGGGCGAGCGAAGAGAGUGUGUGCUGUCAGGACUUUGGCAAGUACCCAUAUGUGAGACGGUUCGUGCAAGAUUACAUUCAGGCACUCAACAGCCAGAAUGAUGGACGCAGGGUGGUACAUGAGUUUGUGGACAGCAUGCAUGGCCCCACCAGCACCUGCCCUCACCUGCGUGUCCUCCCCAACCUUGUGGCCACCUGCACCUCUGCCGUCUGCUUCUUGGUGGCUGAGCAAAAGGACCAGGAACGCCUCAACUCACUGACGCAGAAUUCAGAUGAGAUCACACACCAUCUUCACUGCUACCUGAGUGUGCUGAAUAAGAUCUGUGAGUAUGAUGACUGGAGACCUGGCCUGGCACAACUCCUGCAGCCCAUUCCCUUCCCUGACGUGGCGCUGGCUGACGAGGACUUCAUCAGAGAGAUCCUGCCCAUCAUCGAGAAGAUCGGCACAGACCCACGUUGUGAAGUUCAUCAGAUGGUGCUGGGGACACGGGAGGACAAGGAGGGCUGGUUCAAUGUCCUGUGUCCUUCCUCCCUUGCCUGUGUGGAUGAGGGCAUUGUGUGGGCAUCUAUACUCCAGACUCUGAUCUCCUGCUGCUGCAAGAGAAAGAAGUUCCUGGGGAUGCUGGUGAAGUCCCUCGGCGCCUGCAUGUUGCUGGCACUGCGCGGCAACAACACGGCACAGGAGGUGUUGUGUCUGAUGCUGGAGUGGAAGCUGGUGGAGGGGCCGGACCAGAGCCUGCAGGUGGUUACGACGCUGCAGUCAACACCAUCUGGCAAGCGACACUACCAGGCGCUGUGUGAGAGGCAGAUGCAUCUUAGAGAGCUGCAACAGAAGGGCGGUCCCAGGAAGCUGACACUGCCCAGCCGCAGCACAGACGCCGACGUCAACCGCAUGCUGUCGUCCGGCUCGUUUGGCAACCUAGAGUGCCUGUCACUGGCCUUCACCCGCGUCACCAGUGCCUGUGCUGAGCAACUCAUCAAGCUGCCCACCCUCCGCUACCUCAAUCUCUGGGCCACACAGUUUGGUGACGUUGGCCUCCAGCUGAUAUCCGAACACCUCCACAAGCUGCAGGUCCUUAACUUAUGCGAGACUCCAGUCACUGACAAGGGUCUGGAGGCACUGGCAGCGGUGAAGAGUCUGCGGCGCCUCAACCUGAAUAGCACAAGUCUGUCGGUGCAGACGUUUGAAACGCUGAAGGAGACGCUGCCUGGUCUGCUGGAGGUGGACGUGCGCUACACUGACGCCUGGUGACCCUCGCCCCCAUCUGCUGACCAGCCAGACGUCAGCAGAUCCCCUGGAGGCCCCACAGCAUUCCUUCGCCGCGUGCUGCACCAGCUGGGGCGGCGGCGGCGCGACCGCAAGUCCCAGGAUGGCAGCACGGUGGGCGAGCAGAACAACGUGCGGGCAGAGUGUGCCUGCCUGCCCCGUGCCAGUGGCCUCACUCGCCGCAAUGUGCUGGUGCGCGCCAAGAGUGAGGAACAGACCACUGUGCAACGGCGGCAGCUGGUGCGGGCUGCCAGUGAGGACCACCACGCCCGCUGCCCCGCCCCACCCACACGGCCCCCAUCGCCCCCGCCACCCAGACCAAAGAACCUGCUCACCCGCGCUAAGAGUGAGGAGCAGCAGAGUGCCGCCCGCUGCCACCUGCUGCGCACCAACAGUGACGGCCGCCGCUACAAGGUGAGCAACCUGCUGCGCCAGGAGGCUGCUGCCGCCGCACAGGAGGCCCACCAGCCCGCCCUGGCCUAGUAGGCUGGGCUGGUACCAAGGACCAGGUGCAGGGCCAAGCUGCGGCUCACUGCCACCACCACAUCAGCAAGCACAGACGCAGGUCUUAGUGACCACCACCACCACUCCACCAGCUGUCGUAAAAGUUAUUUAUAGUUGUUAAAACUGAGACUUGAUGAAGAGAAAGACUGACACUGUCCUGCUGUGUAAUGUUGUGGAAAGCUUUAAUUCACAUCAGUGUGUGAGCAAACCAGGCAUUUAUUUCAAAGAUGUGCAUAGAACAAACUUCUGUCACAUCCACUCAUCUGCCGGGCACCAGUGUGGACCAGGCACAGGUGGCAGGAUGAUGGCAUGCCAGAUGCUGAGUGUCAUGAUGGAGGCACAGCAGCAAGAGUGUCUGUCAGUGAGUUGCCAGCCACAGCAACCUGGUGUUCUGUGCCCCGUGUGGAGGCCACCACGGCCAGGAGGCAGCUGGAGCCGGCCGACUUGUCUGCAAGUGUGGGUGUGUUCGCCCAGACACAACCAAAGAGUGUGUGCGUGUGUGUGCGUUGGUCUGCCAUGCAUCUGUAAGUGUGCGUCAACACUUGGCAUUAAUGACGGGCAUAAUUCUGUAUUUAUUUACCUGUGAGUGGGCGGGGUCUGCAGGUGACGGUCGGGACGCCAGGCAACUCACGCCUCACUCGUGUAACUUAUUAACCCACAAUGCUGUUUAAAACUACAACUAAUGCACACUGUUAUUUCCUCCUUGAACACUGAUGCUUCAAGCUGAGAGGGUAAGAAACAGCCACUUACAGGACAGUGGGGCAGUGAGGCAGACUGUCCUUCAGUGGUCUGUCAAAGAUGAACAUGAUCACUUCCCAUUGCUGUCAACUACAUCUUGUUAUUCUUUGUCUCUAUUAUUUGCUUCACUGCUUCACUCUGUUACUUGAAUGAUGUUACAUUUCUUCCCUUUUCUUCAUUACUUUAUUAAUUGGUUACUUUUACUUUCACCAAUCUCUUUUCCUUAUGUUAUUUUACUUUGUUACUUGAGUGUUGUCCCUUUCAUCCAUCUCCUUUCUUUACUUUACAGACAGCAAUCCUUCCUAUUCAGAACAACUCCAAUACAUACAAAGCUACCUUCAUUUUCAACCUCUCAUCAUAAUACAUACAUCAAUAAAUCCAUGAACUAAUCUACUUCCAUUCUUUAUAACGUCUGACAACAUUCUUAUAUUCACAAUUAAGUAUUACCUUCGUUUUCAAACCCAUAACCUUAACACUGAUCACCAGUAAGACAUCAGUGUUGGGAGGAAAUUCAGUGUUCUGGAAGACAAACUAACUUGUUAUGAUCACCAACAGUUCUGAAGGAAAGGAAGUGUAAUGUGUGUGUCAAGUUUUGUGUCUUCAAACUAGCUCAGAUUGAAGUGAAGGAAGAAAAACAUCAAAUUUCCUCACUAGCUUAAUUUGAUAGGAAAAUAUAUCAAAUCUUUUCACUAGUUUGAUUUAAGAGAUAUGAAGGCAGAACGCAUCAAAUCCUCUCACAAGUUUGAUUUGAGUGGAAAAAAUGUUUGAUGAGGAAGGAGACAUCAGACCUACUUGUACUUGUGAUGUUAGCAGUUCAUACCAACACUACUUGUCAAAACGUGUCACCAGCCUGGAGAAAUGUGCAAAAAAAAAGGUAAAAGCAAAGCACUCAUCGUGAAGACCCUCAGAUUUGAAAAGGUUCCACACUUAGACAUUAAAAAAGAAAAGGCACCUAACUUAAAGAAAGAGAAGGAUGGCAAGACGUCAGAUAUGAAAAGGUUCUGAACUUAAGAGAGAAAGAAAAGGAUAGGAAGAAAAUAGUAUUGGAAAAUUUUAGACAUUAUAAAGAAACGUCACCAAACUUAGAGAGAAAGAGAACAAGAAGAAAUAGGAAAAAAGCUUAAAAACAGUCAGUUAUGAGAAAUAAAGAUAUGGAAAGUCAGUUAUGGAAAGUCAGUUAUGGGGAAAAAAGUCUUGUAAAAGUUUACUGCACUAAACAAAAUGGAUAGCAAGAAAACAAAUCUGAGAACAGCUUAUAGUGAGUUAUGGAUAAAAAAGAAAAAAAAAAGGUAUGAAAGGUCUAUUGACAUACCAAACUUAGAAAGACAAGUACGUUAAGAAAGAAAUACAAGAAAACUAAAGAGCAAGCACAGAUCUUAUGAUGAAAUGCAGAAAGGUGUAAGGAAAGUGUACUAAAGUACUUCGUUAAGUGGACAGGUGCAUAAAUAUAUAUAUAAAAAAAAAAAAAAUCAAAGUUAGUCGCAUACUGUAGAGUGUUUAACUUUUUACUACAUCCCAUUGUCAGCUUUCAAGUGCCAUAUUUGUAUAGGGAACCAUAAACACCACCAACUUGUGUGUGUGUGUGUGUGUGUGUGUGUGUGUGUGUGUGUGUGUGUGUGUGUGUGUGUGUGUGUGUGUGUGUGUGUGUGUGUGUGUGUCAUGAGCGAUUUCCCCAAACGCAUCCUAACCUAACCUUAUCAAACGAAGGUCUUUUUGUAACAAGAAAGAAGAAACUCAAUAACAGGUGUGGUGUUUGUGUGCCAUUCUCCCCAAGGUGUUGUGUGGCAUGCAGGUGUGUAUGUGUUCAGGUGUGUCUUGCUCAACAGCCGCAGGGCAGGUGUGGUGAGUGUUUUAGUCAAUGGUGGGCUGGUGAUGUAGGUGUGGUGUGGUGUGGUGAUGUGGACAGUCAGGUGAGGUGUAGUGUGGUGUGUUGUGCUGUGCUGUCAGGUGUGAUGCGAACACUUUCCUAUAAUGAUACUUUAAAAAAAUACUGUUUUCUGGUGUGUUCUGUCUAAUGAUGUGUUGUCAAAUGAACAAAAAUUAAGAAAAAAACAAAAAAUUCAGUGGAGCCUUUCUAGCGUCAGAGUGGCGGCGCGUCGCCUGUCACGUGUCUGUCAUUUGGGCAUUUUUCUAUGGAAAUACUGCAUGUCAUUUAGUCAUUCUUGUUAUUUGUGUGGUACUCUCCAUUACUCUCUAUUCAGUUGUCUUUCAGAGAUAGGCUGAAGCAAGCUUGGCUUAGACCAGGCGACAGGCGGGCUGGGCUAGGGACAGUGGGAGGGAGGGGGGCGCAGGGCGCGCUGUGGCGCUGCGGUCUGUGCCGCAGCAGACUCACGGCUGCGGCACAUUGUGUGGAUUCCAUUUUGUAAAUUCCUGAUGAUAAUUGUGUGGGUGACAACCUACACAUCAGUGUAACCUUAUAUAAAGGUAAGGAAGGUGUACAGUGUAAAACUGCUAUCAUGUUUCUGAUGCCCAGGGAGGCUGCCCCGCCCGCCACACUGCUGUUGCUGCUGCUGCGGCCGUUAACACGUCGUCACGCGGCAGCCAGCAGCACACACCCACCAGUGUUCUCUUGUUCUGUGUGUGCAGAACAAUGCAGAGCACAUUAGACGAAUCAGACCUGUGAUGCCGGUCGUGGCGGCACCCUGCCGCCGCGGCACUGUGCUAUUGUAGCACCGGCACCCUCAGAACACUCUGGCCCUCGUGGCCCUGUGGUCCUGGCCGCAGGUCUGAGCCACUAGCCGGGGCAGAGGCAGUCUCCGUAUACAUAUAUAUAAAUACGUAUAUAAAUAUUAUAUAUAUAUUAAGCCUUAUUAUAAUAUUUAUACAACUUCUACUCUUCUAAGUCUGUACAUGUGUUUGGCGGCGAGGAGCGCCAGGCGGGGGAGGGACGAGGCACUACUGGUGUAGGCCGAAUCAAAACGUUGGGGUUGAAAUCACAGCUGUUUGCCGUCCCCGAGUUGUCUGUGUGUUGCCAUCUGACACUUGCUUUAUGUGAAAGAAAAUUUCCAUGUA
Molecule: messenger RNA, 7198 nt
Organism: Portunus trituberculatus (swimming crab)
Lineage: Eukaryota; Metazoa; Arthropoda; Malacostraca; Decapoda; Portunidae
Product: C-Maf-inducing protein-like
Exons: 15
Coding region: 116-2929 (937 amino acids)
Source: RefSeq, a predicted model, not a curated record